Messenger RNA from Prunus dulcis (almond), 2306 nucleotides. RefSeq lists its product as uncharacterized. Lineage: Eukaryota; Viridiplantae; Streptophyta; Magnoliopsida; Rosales; Rosaceae. The transcript has 2 exons. The record is from RefSeq and is a predicted model, not a curated record. The coding region runs from base 83 to 2299 and encodes 738 amino acids.
AUAGGGAAAAAAGAAAAGAAGAAAAACAAGUUUGUGUUGUUCAGAGAGAAAGAGCGAAAGAGAGCGAAAGAGAAAUUGAAGGAUGAGGAAGAGCGCAGCGUUGUUGCUGGUGCUAUGGCUGGCUAUGUCGGUGGGGGCUUGGGGUGAGGAUCAGAACGCCGAAAACAAUGAUUCAUGGACUGGCUGGGCCCGUGACAAGCUCACAGAGGGACUUGGACUCAAAGGUGGGGAAGCAGGCUCUAAGCCCGCGGAAAGAGCGAACAAAGCAGCCUUCGUUCAGAAGUUUUUAGAAGGAGCUAUAUACUCUCUUGAAAAACAUCAAACAGCCAAAGCUGAAGAGCUGAUGAAAGGAGCUAUGGAGUAUCUUUAUCAUGAUAACACAGUAAAGGAUAAAGCAGCCAAACUUGAAGAGUUCAUGAAAGAAGCUAUCAAGUAUCUUGAGCAAGAUAUGGUAGAUAAAGCAGAAAACGUGGUGAAAGGCGCUGUGCUGUAUCUUAAAGGCGAUGACGAAGACAACGAUGAAGAGAAUGGGAAAAGAGCGAAAUAUCUUGAAAAGGAUGAAAAGGAGAAAGUAGUAGCAGGAGUAAAUAAAGCAACCAUUGUUGAUUCGUUUCUGGAAGGAGCUUUAGCCUAUCUUGAACAACACCAAGUGGCGAAAGCUAUAGAUAUUAUGCAGGGAAUUGUACUGUAUGUUGGUCAAUCUGACGAAAUAAAAGAUAAAGCAGCCGCUGCUGAAGAGAUGAUCCAAGGAGCUUUGACAUAUCUUCAAGAAGACAAACUAGAGAAAGGUACAGAGAUGAUCCGUGAAGCUGCGAAGUAUCUUGAAAACGACGAGGAUUACAAAGCAGCAAUUGGCAAGGGGAAAGGAGCGAAGUAUCUUGAAAAAGGUAAUGCAGAAAUAGGAUUACAGAAAGCACAUUUUGUUGAAGAGGUUCUAAAGGGAGCUAUGUCCUAUCUUCAAGCAAAUCAUUUGGUCAAAGCUAAAGACGUUAUUCAAGGAGUGCAACAGUUUAUUGCUCAGGAUAAUACAUUAAAAGAUAAACGUGCCACAGCUGAACAAUUGCUCAAUGGAGCUUUUGGCUAUCUUGAACAAGAGAAAUCAGGGAAAGCGCAAAAAAUAAUCCAAGAAGCUAUAGAGUAUCUUCAAAACGACGAGGAUGUCAAAGCAGCAAAUAAAGUCUUUAAAGAAGCAGAAGCUAAGGAAGCUAAGUUGAGAGGGGUGAAGUAUCUUGAAAAGGAUGAAAAGGAGAAAGUAGCAGCAGGAGUAAAUAAAGCAACCCUUGUUGAUUCGUUUCUGGAAGGAGCUUUAGCCUAUCUUGAACAACACCAAGUGGCGAAAGCUAUAGAUAUUAUGCAGGGAAUUGUACUGUAUGUUGGUCAAUCUGACGAAAUAAAAGAUAAAGCAGCCGCUGCUGAAGAGAUGAUCCAAGGAGCUUUGACGUAUCUUCAAGAAGACAAACUAGAGAAAGGUACGGAAAUGAUCCGUGAAGCUGCGAAGUAUCUUGAAAACGACGAGGAUUACAAAGCAGCAAUUGGCAAGGGGAAAGGAGCGAAGUAUCUUGAAAAAGGCAAUGCAGAAAUAGGAUUACAAAAAGCACAUUUUGUUGAAGAGGUUCUAAAGGGAGCUAUGUCCUAUCUUCAAGCAAAUCAUUUGGUCAAAGCUAAAGACGUUAUUCAAGGAGUGCAACAGUUUAUUGCUCAGGAUAGUACAUUAAAGGAUAAACGUGCCACAGCUGAACAAUUGCUCAGUGGAGCUUUUGGCUAUCUUGAACAAGAGAAAUCAGGGAAAGCGCAAAAAAUCAUCCAAGAAGCUAUAGAGUAUCUUGAAAAAGACGAGGAUGUCAAAGAAGCAAAUAAAGUCUUUAAAGAAGCAGAAUCUAAGGAAGCUAAGUUGAGAGGAGUGAAGUAUCUUGAAAAGGAUGAAAAGGAGAAAGUAGCAGCAGGAGUAAAUAAGGCAACCAUUGUUGAUUCGUUUCUGGAAGGAGCUUUAGCCUAUCUUGAACAACACCAAGUGGCGAAAGCUAUAGAUAUUAUGCAGGGAAUUGUACUGUAUGUUGGUCAAUCUGACGAAAUAAAAGAUAAAGCAGCCGCUGCUGAAGAGAUGAUCCAAGGAGCUUUGACAUAUCUUCAAGAAGACAAACUAGAGAAAGGUACAGAGAUGAUCCGUGAAGCUGCGAAGUAUCUUGAAAACGACGAGGAUUACAAAGCAGCAAUUGGCAAGGGGAAAGGAGCGAAGUAUCUUGAAAAAGGUAAUGCAGAAAUAGGAUUACAGAAAGCACAUUUGUUGAAGAGGUUCUAAAGGGAGC